AGUGAGACUGAUUGAACGGAGCGGUCGCCAUUUUGUUUCAAAUUACAAACACUGCGUGUCGUGAAGCUUGCUUUCACGGGAAACUGGCUGCUUGAAGCUUACUCAAAAGCAGUUAUUAUAGUGCCAAAUGUUUAAGUGAUUGUCAAAGAAAAAUAUUUUAUCUUUGCACAAGACCCAGAUGAACGUCGUAGGUUGAAAGUUGCAUUAGAUUAUCGAUCAACAGCAACGGGCCUAAGCCAAUAUCACUAUUUCUGGAAGGCAACUUGUUGAUUCAAAAGAAGUAGCAAGAUGGAACCCGUUCGUAUGGCAAGUGAUUUUAAGCUUCCAAGAAUUGGAAGAAGGCCAAUUCAGUCAACUGCUGGAGCUGUAACUGUCAGAGGGGAAAAAGGUGAAAUAAUAGUUGAGAAAGUCCCCGUUAAAAGAUAUGUUGCUGGUAAAAGGCCUGAUUAUGCACCUUCCGAGUCAAGUGAUGAAGAAAGUGAGGAUGAGAAUCAGAAUGAUAUAGAACCAGAUAGCCCUGAACAGAUAAGAGUCGAAGACAUAGAGAAUGAAGAUGAUCAUUUGGAAAGAGUCAGAGAGGAUCAUGGUCAUCGUAUUCAUGAGCCAGAAGUCAUUUCGAUGGAAGAAGAGUCAAAAGAGGACUUUGGUCAUAGAAGAAGAGAAGCUGUUGAGGAGAGCAGUGAGGACGAAGAGCUUGAUGAAGAUGAAAUUGAAAGCAGAAGGGAGGCACUGAGAAGAAGGGCCCAGUACAAAGCUCGCGAGGAAAAGGAUAUCCUAGAUGUCGAAGAAGAAAUGGAAGAAGAAGAUGAAGAGGAAGAGUCAUCAGAAUACGAAGAAUAUUCCGACUCAGAUGAUGAAACUGGGCUGAGACUCAAACCUGUCUUUGUCAGAAGAGAUGACCGUGUCACAAUUCAAGAGCGAGAGAAAAUAUUACAAGAGAACGAAGUGUCAGAAGAAAAGGCAAAGAAACUUGCAGAUGAGCGGAAAAAGACAGCUGCAAGGAUGAUAAAUGAUAUUGUUCGUGAAGAACUGAAAGAAGUUCAAGGCGUCGAAACAGAGGAGCAGAUAGUCAUAACUGACGAGGAAAACGACGAAGAAGAGUACGAAGCAUGGAAAGUCCGUGAACUGAAAAGAAUCAAGAGAGAUCGUGAUGAGAAAGAAGCACGUGAAAAGGAACGACUCGAAAUAGAUCGAAUACACUCGAUGACCGAGGAGGAGAGACGAAACGAAUUUAGAAAUAACCCGAAAAUGGUCACCAACAAAUCUUCGAAGGGAAAAUACAAGUUCCUUCAGAAAUAUUACCACAGGGGCGCCUUCUUUCUUGCAGAUGAAGAUGACAGACUCAAAAAGGACUUUAGUGCACCUACUCUUGAAGAUCAUUUUGACAAGAGUAUUCUCCCUAAAGUCAUGCAGGUGAAAAAUUUUGGAAGGUCAGGCAGAACCAAGUACACCCAUCUAACAGACCAAGAUACUACCGAGAAAACCGACUCACCAUGGUUCAUGGAGAGCUCACAGAGUCUCAAGUUCCAUGCAAGUCAUGGUGGUGGGAUGAAGCAAUCAUUUUCGCGGCCUAGCGCCAAGAGGAAGUGAGGUAUGCAGCUGGACGAUUUUGUCAUGGAGCUUUUCCUUGCACAGAAAGCAAGCAUUUCUUUAUGGUGCGAAUGUAAUCCAGGGAAGUUGUGAGAAAUCUUUUAAUGAACACUUGCAAAACGAAGACUAUUUUUGCUCUAUUGCAUUGGUUUUCAUUCAUUCAAAGAGCAACCCUUGUUGGGUUUAAAGCGAGAAGCAUUUGCCUUAGUUUACAGUAACGAACGUUUAAUGAACGAUUUAUAUACCCGUAAAACCCAAGGCAAUUAGUGUCACCCCAUUUUCUUAAAGACAAAAUGAAGCAAAAGAAGAAAAUUUUAUUUUAUUCGUAUCAGUAGCCAAAAAUUAUGGCGAAUUUCUCUGUAUGUUUAUUUUUAACUUGAUGUAUCGUCAAGAACUGGUUUUGCUUUUCAUUGCAAUUGUAUGCGGAAGAGUGGAAAGCCAGGCAUACAGUCCUGCACGGUUUUUUUACGCUGGAUUAUUUCUAUAUUGGAUAGUAAUACUUUCCUAACUUGAAAAACUAGUCCACUUAUUGUUAAAAUAGAUGAAAUAU
This is a messenger RNA of Rhopilema esculentum, 2140 nucleotides long. Its product is annotated as microfibrillar-associated protein 1. Lineage: Eukaryota; Metazoa; Cnidaria; Scyphozoa; Rhizostomeae; Rhizostomatidae. Gene Ontology annotation, molecular function: protein binding. The record is from RefSeq and is a predicted model, not a curated record.